AUGCAACGCGUCUUUUCGUCGUGCGUGUCGGACCACGCUGUAUUCCUCUCGGUACAGGGAGACGUGUAUGUGUAUGGCUGCAAUACAUAUGGACAAUGCGGCGUGUCGCCCGCCGCUGGCAGCACACAGGGCGGGCCGUGGCUCAGCGAUGCUGUGAAGCUGGAUCGGCAGCGCGACUUUGUGCCGUCCCUCGCGGACGGUGUAUCGAUCGAGGCUGCGGCCACUGGAUUCGGUCAUACACUCUUGCUCACGUCGCAGGGCGCCGUGUACGCGGCCGGCGCCAAUGCCCAGGGCCAGUGUGGACUGGCGCCGCGGCCAUCGGUGUAUCCGUUCCACCGCGUCGAGGGGCUGAGCGACCCUGUCGUGGAUAUUUCGUGUGGCCGCGCAUUCAGCGCUCUUGUUACGGCCGGCGGGCACGGUGCGUGUACGUGGCUGACUCCAGUAUAUACCAUGGGCUCCGCGGAGCACGGCGUGCUUGGCACGGGCCUCUUGUCCUGGCACCACCGGGGCCCAGGCCAAAUCGAAUAUCGCAUCCAGGCUGAGCCGGUGCGCGUCCCCUCGUUGCAGCAUAUCACUCGCGUAUCGUGUGGUGAAGAUCACAUGGCGGCACUCGAUCACGACGGCCAAGUCUACGUAUGGGGCCGGAACGAGCUCGCGCGUCUUGGAUGCGGCACGCAGCGUGACCAGGGGCGCCCUGUGCACCUCGUACAGCUCGACCGCAAGGCCAAGCAGGAGCGUGCCCAGGCCAUUUUGGCUGGCCGCACGGCGACGAUGGUGCUCGACCGCGAGGCGCGCCUGUGGCUCGCCGGCUCGUGGCGCACGGCGGGCGACGGGGGACCGGGCCAGACGUUUAUCAUCUACAAACCACUGGAAGAGCUCGCUGAAUACGACGUGCACGCCAUGGCUGCCGGGGCAGACACGAUACAGUGCCUCGCGACGCCCACGCUCGAUGGACAGCCCAUUGCUGGAGCGCGGCCCAUGGUCCUGGCAUGGGGCGACGGUGCGCAGCAUGCCGAGUUUGGCCUGAUGCACCGCACGGCCACCCCCGACAUGCUAGCGCCGCUGCAGCCCCUCGCUCCGAUAGCUGUGGCCGCGGGGCGCCACACGAGUUUCUGGCUCGUGGCGCCAGACCAAGCGUACUCGGAGCUGCCGCGCUUCCCUCAAACCAUCGAGUCGUCCAGCACAUGCCUCGUAUGCGGGCAGGUGAACGAGGACGACGAGGCCACGCUGCUUGAGUGUGGCCGCUGCGAAAACCCAUACCACUUGUCGUGCCUCGAUCCGCCACUGAGCACGGUGCCGGAAGGCGACUGGCUUUGCGUG
This is a messenger RNA of Malassezia sympodialis ATCC 42132, 1320 nucleotides long. Lineage: Eukaryota; Fungi; Basidiomycota; Malasseziomycetes; Malasseziales; Malasseziaceae. The record is from the annotation of a RefSeq genome assembly.